Ostreobium quekettii is the source of this 831-nucleotide messenger RNA. NCBI's taxonomy places the organism in Eukaryota, Viridiplantae, Chlorophyta, Ulvophyceae, Bryopsidales, Ostreobiaceae. The record is from the annotation of a GenBank genome assembly.
AUGAGGCCCCCGGCGGCGCUGUGCCUUGUGCUGUGCGCGGCCCUGCUGCACGCCGCCGCGGCGUUCACCCGCCAGGACCAACUCGACAAGCUGAUUUUCUUCCGCGACACGAUGCGCGAGCGCAGCGCCCACUGGCGGAGCGCCACCGGCAACUGGGAGUGCCCCACGGGCAGCGACGGCAGCUGCGACCCGUGCGGCGACGGCACCAUCUUCGGCAACUGGCACCACAUGUUCUGCAGGGGGUUGACCCCGGGCAAGGACGGCGACGGGACCAUCGACGGCUGGGUUACGAACAUCCACUUGAGCGACUUGAGGAUAGACGGGCCCGUGCCCAGGGAGCUGUGCCUCUUCACGGAGCUGAGGGAGCUUGACCUGGACGGCGGGCGCCUCAGCGGGCCCCUGCCGGAGUUCCUGUCCACGUGCUUCCCCAGGCUGGCUGAAUUCGACCUGAGCUACAACAGACUGAGCGGAACCGUCCCCACGUUCUUCAAGAACAUUGAGAACCUGCAGGAGGUGGAGCUCCGCAGAAACAGGCUACUGGGUACCGUCCCCGAGGAGUUUGGUGAAAUGCGUGCACUACGCGAACUGGAAUUGGAUGGCAACAAACUGACGGGGAGAAUACCUCAGUCCUUCAGGAAAUUGAACCAGACAAUGACCAGCAUUCUCGUCAACGACAACGACCUCGAGGGCGACCUGUCUGGUCUUUCUAGCACGCCUCUCAUGAAAGUGGGCAUCCACAACAAUCCUAAGCUGUGCGGGAUGGUGCCUGCCAGCGUGCGUUACGCCCAUGGCUACAACCCAGUGGGCACGCGUCUGGGUCAGCCGUGCUGA